AUGGGAGCCCGACGCAGAACCCUCGAAUCCUUCUGGUUGCUCUCUCUCCUUCUGCUCCCUCUCAUUCUCCCGGCCUCUGCCGCUGACGGCAUCUUCAAAGUCAAGUUGAAGAAAAGGCCGUUGGACCAUCACAGCAGGAUUAAAGCCAAGUUAAUUCCCCAGAAAAGGCAGUCUGAAAGGGCUUCCCAGCCAAAGUCCGAGCUCGAGAAUAGCGAAAACAUCGCCAAUGGUUCAGACUUGCACAUAAUUGCUCUGAAGAACUAUAUGAACGCUCAGUACUACGGAGAGAUUGGAAUCGGCACCCCGCCCCAGAUGUUCACUGUCAUAUUCGAUACUGGAAGCUCCAACCUGUGGGUUCCCUCUUCCAAAUGCUAUUUCUCGGUGAGCAACAUCCUCUUUCAGUGAAUUAUUAUUACAAAGAAUCUAUUACCGUACCAAAGUGGGCAUAAAUGCUAAAUGGCUGUCUCAAACACCUUAUACCUUACCAAUCAGUUUCCUAUGCGAGUACCAUAACUAUGUUCGUUUUCAUUGGUGCUUCCAACAGUACCAGAAAAUCUAGGAUAUUGACUUUCCUUUCUCUUUCGAGCUCACACGCACAAUACCUUUUAUCCACAAUCCUUCAUCCUUGCCUCAGGUUCCGUGCUAUUUCCAUUCCAAGUACAAGUCCAGCCUGUCAAGUACUUACAAAAAGAAUGGUUCGUUUCUCUCCUUGUGCCCUGUUGUGGUAUAUUCUCGUCUUGUAUUUAUUACCAAUUUUACUGAUUUACGACAGUUUCAUGUCAAACAUUAUUAUCUGACAAUAAAAUUUAAAACUAUCUUUACUUCAGGAUAGUUAUGAGCUCUUAGAUUAUGUAUUUCUCUUGCAAGCUUCGUCAUGAAAAUAUUUUUAGAUAUCUUACUCCGUUACAUGCUUUUCACUUAUGUGGAUAAAGUUGCUCUUCAAUAUACAUCAUGAAAAGUGUACUGAUUUUUUUGUUUCCGGGGUUUUCGAAUGAGGAAUAUUAGUUUGAAUUCUUGUCUCUCAUUCGAGUUUUUUAAAUAUCUGUGUUAUAUAACUUCCUUUAAUAAAUCCUAAGAAUUUACGAAAUCUUUACUUCAAUAUUCAUCGUUUAUUCAAAAUAUUACUGCAUAAAAUCUACAACUAAAAUUGCAGGGAGCCCUGCAGAAAUUCAUUAUGGGACUGGUGCAAUAUCUGGGUUCUUUAGCGAAGACCAUGUUGAAAUUGGUGAUCUUAUUGCCAAGAAUCAGGUGGAGCUUUCUUGUAGUUUUUAUGAUCCGAUUAUUUUAUUGUCAUUUGAAGUUUGUUAUAUUUAGUCACUCCAUCUUUUCAUGGCAGAUUUUUAUUGAGGCCACCAAGGAGCCGAGUCUCGCAUUCUUAUUAGGAAAAUUUGAUGGGAUAUUAGGACUUGGGUUUCAAGAAAUUUCCGUUGGCAAUGCGGUUCCUGUAUGGUAUGAUUUUUAAUAGUUAUUUCCUGUUUUUCUUUUUUUUUUCUUCACUAUGAUUGUCAUUUUUUACCUCCUCUACAUCGUUCGUUUUUCUUUCCUAUCCCCUAUUAAAAGAUAAGCAUCUCAUAAUUCCUUCAUUGAUGACUCGGUUGUCUAGGGACUCUAAUGUGAGAAGAACCUUGGGAAGACUGUACAGUUGUUUGUGGAAUGAUUGAAGAUCGACAACAGACAACCUGAUAAAAUAAAAUGUAUCCAAUCUUAUUAGCAGACGGUCUGCAUCUGUACUGCAUAUGUGAAGAUAAGUUGCUAGUGUGCCCAAACUUACCAUGUAAGAUGAGGCAAGUAGUCUGGGAGGAUAUUUCACGUUUAAAAGCUGUCCCUUCUCAUAUAAGCGAUGAUACCCUCAUUGUUUUUUGCGGCAUGAGUUGGGUGGAGAGUAAUGCAGUGGAGACAGGUGUUUACUUGAUUUUGCUCCAAAUGGUAUACUGGGAAUAAAAGAGGGAAAGGAAUCAUAUUUUCACUUCCGAGAAGGCAAGCUAAAACAACGUGUUUUGCUUGAAUGAAAAUAGUAUUUUUUUUAUUUAGAUCUCAGAACCCCUUUAAUCUGAUUAUCUGCUCGUUAUGACAUGGAAGCAGUGACAUUGACAUUUUUAUCUUAAUUAUUUAUAAAUUUUAUUUAAUUUUAUGAUUAGUUAGAGAGAAGAGAAAGUGGAUAAUUUGAGUGGAUUUGGAAAUUUACAAGCAUCAUUCGGGCCAUCCUGGCAGUUUACAUCAACAAGUUAUUUUUUAAUUUGUCUAAAGUUGCAUUGAAGUUUCUAGUCAGAGAGAGAGAGAGAGAGAGAGAGAGAGAGCAUGCAUUAAGCGCAUUUGGACGUUUAAAAACAUUGUGUUGAAUGCGUCUGAUUACUGAAGUUACAUUUUCCUUUUGGAGGUCGGUCAAAUGUGCCAUACCUUCGAAAUGUGAUCUGGGGGCCCUUUCUCUUCUUCCCAUAUACAUGCACAUGCAACGCUUGAAUGAAAGAUCAUCAUCCCCAUUUUUAUUACUCACUUAUUUGAUGUUCAUCUAAAUUAAGCGUUUCCAGUGGUGGAUGAUGAGAAAUGGAUUCUCUUGUGCUAUGAACUUAAUAACUUCUACUGUGCAGGUAUAACAUGGUCGAUCAAGGUCUUAUAAAAGAACCUGUUUUUUCUUUCUGGUUUAAUCGUAAUGCCAAGGAAGAUGAAGGUGGAGAAAUUGUCUUUGGUGGGUCGGAUCCUAAACACUACACCGGAAACCACACCUAUGUACCUGUAACACAGAAAGGUUAUUGGCAGGUGAAUCUCCCUAGGCCAGACUACUGCAGUAUGAACUCAUAACCUUAAUUUCUGUUGUAAACUCUCAUGUGUGACUUGUUGUUGCAGUUUAAUAUGGGAGAUGUACUCGUUGGUGAAAAUUCUACUGGUAAUAAAUCAAAACUUUUUUUUAAUUUAAGAAAUUUCUUAUCGAAGGUUGUUGAUUCACAAUUUUCUUGCUGCGUCAAUUCUUUUUGUAAAAUUCCAGGUUUCUGUUCUGGUAGUUGUUCAGCGAUUGCAGAUUCUGGGACAUCCUUAAUUGUGGGCCCAACGGUAUGUAUUCAAAGUUAAAAUUUAUGUUUUGGUACAGAUGGAGGCAUGAAUUUCAGAACUCAUUUCGCGGUUUUUGGCAGUUUUAGCAGAAGGUUGAAACUAGAUUACAGGAUUUAUCAAAAAACUAAAAUUAUAAAUAUAUAGGGUUGAUAAAAAAUAUAUAACCUGUUACAGAAUUUAUUUCAGAAUAUUUCGUGAUGGAAUUUCGUAAAACUUUUUGAACUUUUUUUCUGCUUUACUAUUAUCUUCGGGCCGCAUUUCAUUACAUGUGUUUAACGAAUACUCCAAGACCAUCCAAAAUUUUAGUAGAAUCCACCUAUACACUGCUUAUUUGCCUAUUACAUACAUUUACAUUCUGAUGCUUACAUGUCAAAUUGAAUAAAAUACUCAGUAAUUGUGUUAUCUAACAUGCGUGCCUCCUCAUCGUAAGAUCACUGUUUGCGAAGUCUAAAAUAACUAACCUGGGCUAAACUGAGCUUUUGGCGACUUUUAUAAGUCAGUGACCAAGUUUGGAGAAAGUUUCAAGCAUAGGUUCUAAACCGGAAUCCUCUGAAACCUCAGUCCUCCUUUAAGGAAGAUGAAGUAGAAGUAGAAGACUGACCUUGGGAUAGCCACAGGGCAAGAAAAAUAGAUUUUAGGGUUUAUCAGUCGGACCUUAUCUUGAGAUCAGGAAACUUAAAUCGUACCUCUCUUGUGACAUUGCUUUCUGUACAUGGAUUAGCACAAAAGCCUAAACAAGGGUAGAAAGGAAGAACACAAAAAAGGGAAAGGCAAUGCUAGGAAUGUAGUGUCCUCUUUUUAAUGCCCCCCUAAUUCAUGGAGAUCAUACCCUGGGAGUUUGUCCAGGAACUCCACGUAUUGCGGAGUCGUCGGAUACUUUGUGAGAAAGUCAACAACCUGGUCUUGGAAAGUAAGAGUGCUAGAAAUUCAAAGAGAACUCCAAUUGUCACAAAUAAAACGGAGUAGCAGUUGAAAAUCCUUUGCCCAAAUCAGCAAGAAAAUGAUCCAACCAAACUUGCAAGAAGAUGAAUCAGCUACAGCUUAGUACGUAGCCCCAAUAUUGGAACAAGAAGCAAAAAAUUAUUUCUUGUCCUUAUCAGAGAAGAGAUAGUUGUGUAGAAAACUGUAGAAGCUGUAGUCCAGCAAUGGUUACUAGGCUUUGGCUUUCUAAUCACCACUAACAUAGACAUUAAACUCCUGAGGCAUAUUUUGGAGUACAUUGCAUUAACAUGGUGCAGCGAAAGGUCAUUGAAGAUAUUUUAUAACAUGGGUCCGGGCAGAAAAGUAGACUGAUUAAGGACUGCUAAAAACUAAAGAUAUAAACACCACGAUUGGGCUUUAGACAAGAGACGUGAAGCACACAACAGCAUCGUUAAGUUGAGAGUUGCAUGUUGGAUCCCACAAGGGUACAAUCGUGAAUCUCAAUUGUACUUGAAUUGGAGAUAGCAGUGCACUUAAAACUGUCGUUGGAAUACUUCAGCUGAGAUAAUUGAUAACAUUGAGUAGAUUAAACAUUGUUGAGACUAAGGAAAUAGCCUAAAUCAGGCGCAAGAUCCUUCUCUAAAUCUAUAUAUUACCUUGUGAAGAUGACACACAUGAAGUGGUUACAUAGCAGAACUAAGAGGAGGCUGAAUGUAAGCUUUAUCAGAGAGGUGAGUGUGAAGCUGAGCCUUAUAACGAUUAAUCAUACCAUCAGGGUUGGUUUGGCUCUCGUUAGUUUGCUUAAACCUGAAAGGAUAGACUCUGAAGAGAAAUGGAACAAGUUCUCAAGUUCGGCCCUCCUGAAGUACAAUAAGGUCCUCAUCCAUUCAUGGCACCACUUAGGUUAUGGAAUUUCUUGCCGUUAACUUUGAAGCUUUUCAUAAGUGCAGAGUUACAAAAAAUAGUGAACAAUUUAGAGUCUAGCCUAGCAGCCGGGUAAGAUGAGACCAAACGGAUUUAGAGGAUGACAACAAUGUGGGGGUUGUGUUCUGAACGGUCCACUGCAGGGAGAGUAUGAGCAAGACAAGUCAUGGCUUUAUCCAUAGUGAGAAUAUGGUCACAGUAUCUGAUUGAUCGGUAAAGUUGAUUGAACAUCAGCUAUGAUCUUCUUCCUAGUUGAGGUACUAGAACAGACUUAAGCACAUUUGAAGCAAUGCAAAUAAGAAAAUCAUUUCAUGGAGAUAUUUUAUUCAUCGUAGCAUCAGCGUAUAUCUUAUCUAAAGGUACACAAAAAAAAAACCGAAUCUCUUAAAUUAUUACGUCAAUUUUUUCCACUUUACUCACCUAUGUCUCUGCUUCAAACUCUUUCUACUCCUGUAUUUUCAGCCUUAUACAACAAUUUUAGACAGAAAAACAGAGAGACUAUGGUUGAUUCCAAAGGCUUUACUCGUGUUUUCAGUGUUCGUUGUCUGUUUCUUGAUUAGGCUCGUUUGAAAACUUUGAGCUUACUACAUGUAGUAUGCGUUUCCCUUUCUUCUUUGGAUUUCUUUAAAAGGGGCUCCUGUAAUAUGCGACUGAUAAUUGCACCCUAUGAGAAAUCCAAAAUUGAGUAACUCGGAUAUUCCUUCCAAUUCGGAAAUGUAGUAAUUUCACAUAAAGAAAAAUCUUUAAAGUUUCCCUGAGGAUUUUGUUUCUAGUUUAGAGACAGGAAAAAGCUAGGUUAUUGAAAGGAGGUUGUACAAAUGACAAGCAUAAUUGAGAGGUAUUUUACCACAAUGUUUCAUCUCCCCCUUAUGGUCUUUGCUUGAAAGGGCCAUUUACACUUUUAAAUGCUGGAACCAUACUCGAGAGAAUUUUGAGGAGCCGUUUCUAUCGUCAACUACUGAAUGACUUGUGUGCAACGUAUUGUAAAUUAGGAAGCUGCUUUCUCUAAAUCCUUUGGGGGAAAUCACAAGGCCAUACUUCUGGUCGUAGGCCAGUGUUCGAUUGAUAAGUGGAUGAAUCUUUUCAAGAUCUCUAACAUCGUUUAAUUCUGUAUACAGGCCACAGUAACAGAGAUCAAUCAUGCUAUUGGAGCUACUGGUGUUGUUAGCGAAGAGUGUAAAAUAGUUGUCUCUCAAUAUGGCCAAGCAAUACUCGAUCUUUUGUUGUCUGAGGUGCUUUUAACAUCUUUUGUGUCAUGCCCACCCUACAGAUUUCGCUGAAGUACAGAUAUCUUCCUUUGAAAAUAAUAAUCAGCCGUUUAUGUGAUAUUUGUCUCCAGACACAGCCGAAGAAAAUAUGCACACAGAUUGGUUUAUGUAAUCUUGCUGGAACUCAAGGAUUUAGGUGAGAAUAAUUUCUUUUCAGCAUUAAUUCCGAGGAAAAAGAUCAUAUUUAUUUGCUAUAUUCCUUGCGGCCCAAUCUGGUCAUCUAUGUUUUCCCCUGCAGUGAGGGUAUCCGGAGUGUAGUUAGUAGCGAUGAAGACAGAUUAACCUCAGGCUUGAACGAUUCGAUGUGUACAACGUGUGAGAUGGCGGUUGCUUGGAUGCAGAACCAGCUGAAGCACAACCAAACAAAAGGUCGAAUCUUGGACUAUGUCAAUGAGGUCAAGUCCUUGAACCGAGUGGAUAUCUGUGUCUUUAUUUUUCUUCACGGGUCGUGCCAUUCACUUGAAAUAAAUAUGCCCUUUGGUCUGGAACCUCACGCAGUUAUGUGACCGGCUUCCUAGUCCGAUGGGUGAAUCUCUUGUCGACUGCAACAGCCUCUCAUCCAUGCCUAACGUUUCUUUCACCAUUGGUGGCAAGACAUUUUCUCUGUCUCCCGAGCAGGUAUGGUUGAUCCUCUGUGAAAUCCGUCUCUUAUUAUUCAUGUGCACUGGUUAACAUUAUAUACAUUAUUGUGGUAUUAGUUACCUUCUUCUUUGUCCCUUUUUUUUUUUGAUUCAAUCUUUCUCUUUCCCUCAGUCACCGAGCUGAUUAAUUUCUCUCUGGGGGCUCUAUUGUGGUAUAACUAAGUUAUAAUGCUCUCAAUAUGGCCAAGCAUUUAGCUGCUCAUAGAAUGCACGAGUCAACUGUGCCACACUUUUUGGGGGGAAAUUUUCUUUUUGGUAGGUUGAGCGUUUUUUUUCUACAUCUGCCUUCAAUUUUAUCGCCUCAUUCCUUUCGGAGAUAAUUACUUUCAAGUAUUUCUACUUCAUCAAGGAAAAAGUGUUCCUCAAGCUGAUUUCUUUCUUUUUUUUAAUUUUUCGCUGCUAAAAAUAACCACAUGUAAUCUAAAAUUCAUCUUAAAAAAUGUGAGAAGAGCUGCGUAAUCUCUCGCAUUUGUACACAACUGCUAGGAUUUCACUGAGGAUAGUGACCGGAUGAGCCAAUUCAUUUUUUUAAAGUUUUAUCGCAUUUCCUUUAGCAUACUUUUGGGUGGUUCUGUCGACUAUCCUUCGGCUGAGAUCACCGGAUUAUGCAUUAAUAAUGAUCGAAAAGAAAUUACCCAUACAUGAACUUCUUGAUUUACAGUUCUCUAGUAAAAUCUUUCAAAUUUUUAGAAUUAGAUUUACGCUAUUAUCCCGGAGUUUUUCUUUAGAGCAUUAUAACGGGGGGCAUAUAUCAGUGUUACUUUGAGAAAAACAAGUUUUUUGGAAAUCCAUUACUGCUGAAGUUGAUUACCUGUGGUACAAUCCACUAAACAGUAUCAGACACGGCCUUUCAGGGAUGGUGAGGAUUUGGGUCUAAUAAAAAGUUCAUAAUCUUAUAUUAAUCAUAAAUUUGUUCUUUGUAGUUUAGCAACUUAAGAUGGCAUUACCGUUUCUGGACCAGCUGUGUAUCUCUCUCUCUCUCUCUCUCUCUCUCUCUCUCUCUCUCUCUCUCUCUCUCUCUCUAUCUAUCUAUCAUACUGAUUAACACGCAUAGUGGUUUUUUUUUCUUUUUUAAACACCAGUACUUAUGAGGUGCAUAAUUUUACCUACAUCGAGCAAUACAACAAGAUAUAUCCAUAAUCUACAUUUUUUAUGUUAUCCAAUUUACCACAUUUGGCAAUUCUGUACUGCUAAAUCAUGAAAGAACUUCACAAUGAACAUUUUUGGAAUCAGUGGAUAACCCGCAAACAUGGCAGGUGACGAUUUGCGUCUUCCAACCGUUCUCCUACGAUUAUUAACUCUGUUUUUCUCAUCCACAGUACGUUCUUAGAGUCCAAGGAGGCUCGGCUGAGCAGUGCAUCAGUGGGUUUACAGCCUUGGAUGUGCCCCCACCUCGCGGCCCCCUGUGGUUUGUCCACCCAUCCGCCCCGCCUCACCCUUCUUUAAAUUCCGCAACAUUCUCAAUUUAACUUUCUUACAAAAAAUAUAAUAUAAUAUAAUAUAUAUAUACAUAUUUAUUUUUUUAAUUUCUAUCGAUAGAAGUUCGAGACCCGCAGCCGAAUUCCAGUAGUUAUAUAAACUGCCCAGAGUAAUUCACUGGCAUGGCAUCUCCAGGAUCCUGGGCGACGUCUUCAUGGGUGCCUUCCACACUGUGUUUGACUACGGCAACAUGACAGUCGGAUUUGCUGAAGCAACGUGA
Molecule: messenger RNA, 8501 nt
Organism: Spirodela intermedia
Lineage: Eukaryota; Viridiplantae; Streptophyta; Magnoliopsida; Alismatales; Araceae
Source: the annotation of a GenBank genome assembly